UUUUCACUUUUCAGGGUAUAAUUUCCUCAUAUCUCCAUCACGCCCCCAAACCUUAAACGGAGAACAAAAAUGGCGACUUCUCUCCGUCGUAUCGGAAUCCACACAACCAAUGUUCACCGAUCACUGAUUCCUCAACUCAUCAAUCGAUUCUCCACAGAUGCUUUAUCCGUCGAGUACAAAGCCGGAGAAAUCGGCACCGUUUCCGGCAUUCCAGACGAACAUCUUCAACGGAGAGUUAUUAUCUAUUCGCCUGCUCGAACAGCUUCACAGCAAGGAGCCGGAAAAGUCGGAAAGUGGAAAAUCAAUUUUAUGUCCACACAGAAAUGGGAAAAUCCCUUGAUGGGUUGGACAUCCACAGGGGAUCCGUAUGCCAAUGUUGGUGACUCAGCGCUUAGUUUCAAAAGCGAAGCAGAUGCAAAAGCGUUUGCGGAAAGGCAUGGUUGGAACUAUACGGUCAAGAAGCACCAGACACCCCUAUUGAAGGCAAAGGCAUAUGCAGACAACUUCAAAUGGAAGGGGCUUCCGAAAACAACCGAGAAUUAGUGGAUAAAUCAAAUCUGAAGCUGUUGUUUUUUUUUUGUUUGAAUAAAUCAGAGUGUUUGGUGUUCUCUCUCAUUUAUUUCCGCUGCUUUGUAUGAUUAACCGCACCCUCGGGUGUUUCUACUUCCAAAAUUGGCUCUCCAAGCCUUUGAAGAAAAUAUUUGUGGUGCGUCACCCGCAAAACCUAAUGUUUUUAAAGCUCCAGGGUCGGUUAUUUAUCG
Helianthus annuus (common sunflower) is the source of this 761-nucleotide messenger RNA. Its product is annotated as NADH dehydrogenase [ubiquinone] iron-sulfur protein 4, mitochondrial. The record is from RefSeq and is a predicted model, not a curated record. The transcript has 5 exons. Bases 70 to 543 code for a protein of 157 amino acids. Gene Ontology annotation, biological process: electron transport chain. NCBI's taxonomy places the organism in Eukaryota, Viridiplantae, Streptophyta, Magnoliopsida, Asterales, Asteraceae.